AUAUGGCUGGAACAGAGAAUUGUUAUCAUAGGAUUCUGAGAUGAAAAGAAGUGUUGUCUUGUAGCCCAAUCCUGUCCAAAAUACUAUAACUCAACAUAAACUAAACUGUUACACUUCAGUUUUAACAUGUUCAAUUCUCAAAAGCUUGACGAUAAUUUAACCUCUACUACUAAACAUCAAGUAAACAUUUAUUCCUAUCCCCGUUUUGAUGAUCCACUCUACCAUAUUAUUCACACUCCUCCACUGCAAACAUGCUUGCAAGAAAUCGCAAAGCUCGACGAAAUCACCAACGGAAUCCAAAAACCCGACAAGACAAAUCAAGAUCAUCAGUUUUCCUCAACAUCACUUCAACUUCUGAAAAAUUAUAGCCAAGGGAUUAAAAGACUGAGCCUGGAGAGAAUCAUCAAGCCAAGUAUUGAUGAUAUAGAAGCUCCGAGUGCUGAGGAAUUAUCAACUGAAAGAAUUGUGAGGAUAGCUGGAGAGAGAUUUAUUCAAUGCAUCACUACAACAGUGGAUGUCGUUUCGAUGCUUAAUAAUCCUUUUCAUCUUUCUCUCUCGAACCUUUCUGACGAUGACGCGAAAAAGGUGGAACUUGCUGAACUAUUGCUCUUUUCUGCUGAGAAAGUAGGCAAUCAGCACUAUGAACGUGCAAGAAUUUUGCUCAAUCAAUGUGAUCUUUUUUCUUCCAGCGAUGGAACUUCGGUUGAACGCGUAGUUCAUUAUUUUUGUAACGCUCUACGUGAUAGGAUCGAUCGCGAAACAGGAAAGUGUUUCACAAACCGACUGCCGUUGUUCAAUAUUGAAGAAGCAAUUAUGGCUCCAACCUCAAAUAACCUCGCAAUCUACCAAGAAGUUCCUUUCUCUAAGGUUGCACAUUUUGGUGGAAUCCAAGCCAUUGUAGAAAAUGUGAGGGAUUCAAAGAGGAUUCAUGUGAUUGAUCUUGGAAUCAGAAUAGGUGUGCAAUGGACAGGCCUGAUGCAAUCCUUGGCGUCAGAAUUCGACUCUGAUCUCGAGCUUUUAAAGAUUACGGCAGUUGGUACUACUUGGAAACAAUUGAUUGAAGAAACUGGUGAGAGAUUAAAAAGUUUUGCUCACUCCAUUAAUUUACCAUUUUCUUUUAACAUAGUAAUGGUAUCAGACAUGUUGAAUCUCAAAGAAGAUCAAUUCGAGAUUGAUUCUGAUGAAACAGUAGUUGUCUACUGUGAAUAUAUUUUACGGAGCCUCAUUCCAUUGCCCGAUAGACUAGAUUCUAUGAUGAAAGUCAUCAGAAUCCUGAAUCCAAGUAUAAUGGUGGUCGUUGAACCCGAGUAUAAUUCAAACUCACCGUGUUUCCUAAACCGUUUUGUCGAAGCUCUUUUCUAUUUCAGUGCGUAUUUCGAUUGUCUAGAAUCCUGUAUGGGCGAUGAUCCGAAUAGGACGAUUAUCGAAUCUUUGCACUUCGGCGAGGGAAUCAGAAAUAUCGUAGCCACCGAAGGGGAAGAGAGGAAAAUCCGAAAUGCGAAGCUUGAUGUGUGGAGGGCAUUCUUUGGGCGUUUUGGGAUGAUGGAGACUCAACUCAGUACAUCAUCUUUAUGCCAAGCUAAGCUAAUUGCUAAAAAGUUCGCCUGUGGAAAUGCUUGUACACUUGAUUUAGAUGGUAAGAGUCUGCUAAUUGGAUGGAAAGGUACAGCAAUGCAUUCUCUUUCUGCUUGGAAAUUCAUGUAACCACAAUUACUAUGUAUCCACACUAUUGUUUCCUUCUAUAUUUUAAUUUUAUAUG
Messenger RNA from Mercurialis annua (annual mercury), 1759 nucleotides. RefSeq names its product scarecrow-like protein 18. Gene Ontology annotation, cellular component: nucleus. The record is from RefSeq and is a predicted model, not a curated record. The transcript has 2 exons. Gene Ontology annotation, molecular function: DNA-binding transcription factor activity; sequence-specific DNA binding. NCBI's taxonomy places the organism in Eukaryota, Viridiplantae, Streptophyta, Magnoliopsida, Malpighiales, Euphorbiaceae. Bases 127 to 1704 code for a protein of 525 amino acids. Gene Ontology annotation, biological process: regulation of DNA-templated transcription.